AUGGCUUCUAUUGCUAAAAAUUUGGUGCAGUUUCCAUGUGGACGACUCUUAAAUAAAAAUGAGAAACACGAAGAGAAAUUAGUCAUGCUCACCAAUCAGUCAGAAGAUUCUGAAAGAUGUGAAAGCAUGGAGCUGGAUAAUAAAAUCUGCGAUCUGAUUGAGAAGAAUGUUUCUCCUGAUCCCAGAGGGGUCACCCCGGGACCAAUGCCAAGUCACAGAAGUCCAUGUUCUGUGAAGACUCCAGGAAAACCAGCUUCCGUGGCACAUUUCCUACAGUGCACAACUAGAAUGAAUGGUACAGAAACUUCUACUGAGCAUGCAGAGUGGACUGAAUCAUCGAGAAGAAAGAACUUAACAAAUUCCCUUGAACAAAAGAUAAGGUGCCUGGAAAAACAGAGAAAAGAGCUCCUGGAAGUUAACCAGCAAUGGGAUCAGCAAUUUAGAAGCAUGAAAGAGUUAUAUGAAAGAAAGGUCGCAGAGCUGAAAACGAAACUGGACACCGCAGAAAGCUUCCUAGGCACGCUGGAGAAGGAGCUGCCGCAGAGCCAGAGGGAGAGCGACCUGCAGCAGCGCGAGGAGAAGGAAAAGGAGAGCCUAAAUGAAGAAUUACAUGAAUUGAAGAGAGAGAAUAAGCUUUUGAAGGAAAAAAAUGCUCUCGCAAACCAGAAGAAGCAACAUUUUGAAUGUGAAAUAAAACGCCUCAAUAAGGCUCUUCAGGAUGCCUUGAAAAUGGAGUGUUCUUCAUCUCCUGAGGAUUGUUUGAGGAAGUCUGAAAUGGAGUGCAGCCAUGAGGAGAUGAGAACAGAAAUGGAAGUUCUCAAACAGCAGGUGCAAAUAUACGAAGAAGACUUCAAAAAGGAGCGAUCAGACCGAGAAAGACUUAAUCGAGAAAAAGAGGAGCUACAGCAAAUCAAUCAAACUUCUCAAACCCAGUUGAACAGGCUGAAUUCUCAGAUAAAAGCUUGUCAGAUGGAGAAAGAAAAACUAGAAAGGCAAUUAAAACAGAUGUAUUUCCCAACCAGUAACUACGGCUGGAAUUUCCACCUACGGGAUCCAUGCCUACCGACAGACCCUGGGGCUGUGCAGGAUCGACAGAAGUACCCACCAGACUAUCAGUGGUAUGCUCCCGACCUGUUUCCGCCAGAUGUGCAGGACAAGGCGAAUGGUUUCUCCUCAGAAAAGAAAGCCAAUGCAUAG
Messenger RNA from Lipotes vexillifer (Yangtze River dolphin), 1197 nucleotides. RefSeq names its product TNFAIP3 interacting protein 3 (gene TNIP3). Gene Ontology annotation, biological process: regulation of transcription by RNA polymerase II; cellular response to lipopolysaccharide. The transcript has 14 exons. Lineage: Eukaryota; Metazoa; Chordata; Mammalia; Artiodactyla; Lipotidae. The record is from RefSeq and is a predicted model, not a curated record. Bases 1 to 1197 code for a protein of 398 amino acids.